GUGUACAUUCGCUGGGAGGAACAAUAGAAAGGCCACUACCCCGCACAGCGUGCCGUGCUUACGUUCUGCCUCGGUCUGUUUGAUGCUUGAGCCUCGCGUUCCGGGUGUAGCGGUUGGUGUGGUGUAGCGUUCCGUUUGCUGGUGGCGGCUGCAUGAAUACGAACGCCAACAUGCAUCUCUCGAGCGAUGUGUCGAACGCGCUGAAGCAGAUCGAGCUAAUCAAGCAGACGGUCGAGGAGAUGGAGCCGAACAAGCUUCAGCUCAACGUUAGCGACGACCUGAAGCUGGUGAUCGAUCUGCUGCAGGAUCCGGUGUUUCGGAACAUUGUCCAAAUCCAGGACUCACUGUCCGAACUGAACCACCAGAUUACGCAGCAUCCCUCGAUUCUGCCGGGAGAUUUCGACAUCGCGAACAGUGGUGAUCUGGUGUUGAACGUACCGCCCGGGACGGACCUCUUCGAGGCGGACUACCAGGACGAGCAACGCGUCCCAUCGGCGCAGAUAUCGCCCGGAAGCCCCGCUCCGAUCCCGAUCGGCGGGGCUAUGCCACCGAAGAUGACACUCCUCGACCACAGUCAGCUGAUGGUACAAGUGCCGCAGGGACCAGUGGUUGCCACCGUUCAGCAUCCUCAAACACUGGAUGCGCAGCAGCUGCUAAAUGCGUCGUUAAAGCUCAACAACGACCCAUCGCUGUUCGAGGUGCCUUCUAUUGUACAGGACCUUCCCGAGAGUGAACAUACCCACCCGGGUGCCCACCUUCAGGCGUUUGGUGAUUCACCGAAAUCUGUCCCGGAGCCGGUUGUCGCUGGUGGUGUCAUUGGCCCGGCCGACUGGUCGCGCAUCCUCGAUAUCGAGUUGGUGAACGACGGGACAGGGCUAGGCUUCGGUAUAAUCGGUGCCCGGACAACGGGCGUCACCGUGAAGACGAUUCUAGCCGGUGGUGUAGCUGAUCGUGAUGGGCGGUUGAAAAGUGGCGACCAGAUUCUGCAGAUCGGUGACGUGAACUUGCACGAAAUGGUGUCGGAGCAGGUGGCCUCGGUGUUGCGCCAAUCUGGGACACACGUGCAGCUCGUUGUGGCUCGCCCCGUUGAUCCGACCAGCGUUGCUCCAACAACACCGCUCGGUGGUGAAUUUGACCAUUCCGCGAUCGUUCCAACGCUCCUGUUGGCGGAUCCCCUCAAGCUGAAGCAGUAUCUGGCCGAUUCCGGCUUCGGUACCAUCUACAGUGUGUACUCGAUCGCUAAUCUGCUCGACAAGGAUGGCGUUUUGCCCUUCGACAAGGACAGUCCGAUCGAAUUUCCUGAGACGGAAGUUUUUACGGUCGAGCUGCGCAAGGAUCAGAACGGGUUGGGCAUUACGAUCGCCGGAUAUGUGUGUGAGAAGGAAGAGCUAUCGGGAAUCUUUGUGAAAAGCGUGUCUCCCGGCAGUGCGGCUGAUCUGAGUGGUAAAAUUCAGGUGAACGAUCGCAUCAUCGAGGUUGACGGGCAGUCACUGCACGGUUUCUCGAACCAUCAAGCGGUGGACGUACUGAAGCAGAGCGGCCAUGUGGUGUCGCUGUGUCUCGAGCGGUAUCUCCGUGGUCCCAAGUACGAUCAGCUGCAGCAAGCGAUUGCAGCGAACGAGAUGAAACCACCGACACCAGCCACACCACCUCCACCGUUGGGACCAACCGAUCUUUCGAAGUACGGUAGCAACAUUUUGGACAUUUUGCCCCGCGGCAUCGAUAAACCGCAACCGCAGCAACGUACCGUGGAAACACUCAAGGGCGGAGUGGCUUACGAUGGUGAAGAGUCGCUCAAUGGUGGCGAGGAUCCGCUAGAACUCAACGGCCCCGGUGGGCCUGUCGUAAUGGGUCACAAGAAGCUGGCGCGCGCAAAAGACUCGAUUGAAAAUCAAGAGUAUCGAGAGAUGAAAAUGAAGGAAGCGGCCCUCGAUAGUGGCGAGCAAGGAAGCGAAGCAUUGAUGGAAACGAGCAACUUAGUGGCGAUCAAUAAGCAUGGCAAGACGCGCAGCUCGUUGAAGGGACUGCCAGUUAGUGGUGUUGCAGUAACGGCGGAACAGGACGAUGAUGAGACGGCGUACAUUGUCCACAAAUGGACUAACAUUCUUGGUCCCGAGGUGCAAAUUAUUGUGGCCAACAUUCGCAAAUUCGCUGCCUCGAGUGGAUUAGGCAUUUCGCUGGAGGGCACCGUAGACGUGGAAGGUGGCAAGGAGGUGCGUCCCCAUCACUACAUCCGUUCGAUACUGCCCGAGGGACCUGUGGGACAGAAUGGGUUGUUGCGCUCCGGAGAUGAACUUCUGGAGGUGAAUGGACAGCGAUUGUUGGGAAUGAAUCACCUGAAGGUGGUGUCGAUACUGAAGGAGUUGCCGCAGGAUGUGUGUAUGGUUUGUGCUCGUGGCGAUCCGGAUCUGUUGCGUUUCACCGAGGAGCAACUGAUCAGCUCGCUGGAAGCGGAUGCAGCAAAGCGGGCCCAGCAUCAACUGCACGGCAGUCUAACACCGUCGGAACGGCUGGUUAAGGCUAAAUCGGAUGGCAGUCUGGCCACCACCAACGGUGGAUCGAACGAUGGAUUUUCGAAGAUCAAAUCACGGAGCCUCGAACCACUCACGGGAUUGGCAAUGUGGAGCUCCGAGCCACAGAUCAUCGAGUUGAUCAAGGGGGAGCGUGGGCUUGGCUUCUCCAUCCUCGACUAUCAGGAUCCGCUCGAUCCGAACGAUACGUUGAUCGUGAUCCGUUCACUCGUUCCGGGUGGUGUCGCGCAGCUCGACGGUCGUCUCAUUCCCGGUGAUCGGUUGCUGUUCGUGAACGAUACGGUGCUGGAAAAUGCUUCUCUCGAUCAGGCAGUCCAGGCGCUAAAGGGGGCCCCGAAGGGUGUAGUUCGCAUUGGUGUAGCGAAACCGCUGCCCAUGCAGGACUCUUCGCUUGUGGGACCGUUCGAUGAGAAGACGCUCGCUGGGCCCGAUGCUCCCACCAACGGUAGCUCCGUCGGCGGUAGCAAAAUGUUAUCGCUUGCGAAACCGGACAUUAUAAUGGAAUGAGGAUGUUUAGUCAUAAGCAGAAAUGAAUACGAACGCUUUUCGGAACUGUACUUCCGCCUGGACGCACUGCUAGAGCUGAUCGACGGUGCGGCCAACGCCGAACGGUAUGUCGUUUAGUUCAUCCACCCCUUUUCCCCCGCUGCUUACAGCGAAAACACAGAAGAGGAAAUUCAAACCCAAACCUAAUCGAUCGAACUCGAUCGCCGUACGCUUCGCUCUUCCAAUUGGUUACGAGAUUCAGCUUGAAGUUUUACACCCUUUCUUUACAAUUUGUUCUGUUGUGGCGACCAUUCUCCUCCUUAUCAGCAUCUGCCCAACGGCAAUCUGAAUUCGGUAUAUCUUUUGAUUAUGUCUAUGCUUUCUACACGUUCCAUCCAUUUCAUCCGCUAUGCUGCACAAUUCAUUUCAUUCAAAUAGUGUAUUUCCAAUUGUCAGUAUUCUUCACGACAGCAUUACUAUUUUUAACGAUAGACGACGUGCACAAUGUCGCUACCAUCCCAUCUAUCCCUAGGUUCUGAAUGUACCAUUAGGCGCUUAAACAAAACACACAUUCUCAAACAACAUGAGUACAACAUUCUCAAUGUACGUGCUGUACAUACCUUCAACAUUUCAAAAGCAUUUCAAACACAUCGUUGCACACACCUAAGGUGUCUUUGAAAAUUGCAUCGAUGUUAAUAUGAUACACAACCAAGAAAGAAGGAGAAACACAACACAGAUGAGCAAAAAACUAUCAAAGUGCAGUAUAGUAGUACUAUCAUCCUGUUUAUAAUGUUUGCAACACGCAAAAGCACGUACUUUAUCCGUCUUCUUUGUGAUGCACUUAGCAAUUGUUGCCCAUUUGUCGCGGCUUGGGGUUGGCACUUGGGGUUUUUCUCGGCUUGUUUUGUGUCAAAUGAUAUAUGUUUUAUUAAGAUACUACUAAGUUUAAGAUAUUACCAUUUUUGCCUUAGAAUGAUUUUAUUUAGAUAGCCAAAUAUUGUGCUUAUUAGUCAAUCUGUACGGAAUGAAUUUUGUUCUAUUUCGGCAUCCAGCCUUCUCUUGUCGAGUGAUAGGUUACUUAAUCGAAAGUCAAUCAACGGCAGCCACUCAAGUGUUGGCCACUAUAACCGAGCGCAACACAUUCACAUUCCCCAACUCUCUGUCAUGCACCAUCGGUUUAAAUCGCACGAUCACAAAGCAACAUAAAAUGGAACUUCCAAUUAUGGGCUGAGAAGAAUGCACCUUCACUACUGAGGCACCUAAUGUGGCAACAUUCCGGCUGUAUCGGCGUCUCACGAGCACCUCUAUUUUCCGCAUUUUUAAUGUUUAUUCUGCUUUGGCCGUCGUUCACUUCAUUCCGGCAAACCCGGCUCGAGCCGUUCUACGGGAAGGAGCUCAAGGUAACGGUCGACAGGAAAACCUUGCCUCUUCAUUAUUACUGUCUCCAAAUCCUGCACUGAGUUACCUGCUGUACUCCGCACCCCUUGCGCCUCUAGCCUAGCGCGCUCCCAUUCGAUAUUUGCGGAGCUCGCGAAAAUAGAGAUUUUCUUUGCGCAACAAGACCCUUUCGGUUGGUUUCGUUUUCAACGAUUUCUUAGUCUUCUUGAACUGCUGUACGAAACUGUUGAAUUUACAGAACACACCACGAAACAAAUCUUCUCGUUCGUUCUCGCGCGAUCGUAUUGCAAGCCAAACAAGAAAAGCAAUGGUGGAUUAUUGAUUUCUGACUUAUGACGUUAAUUGGACCAGGAAAAAGGAAAACAAAAGAAUCAACAAGCGACAAAAAAGGCAAACGCUGAAGAAAACCUUAAAUGUGACGAAAUGGGAGUAACAAAUUAGAAGCAAAUAGGCAAUAGUCAAUAGCAAGAAUCUCGAUGUGCUUGGUAGAGAUAGAUAUGAACAGAGCGGAAGAGAGAGAAAGAAAAUGGAGAGAGGGAGAUAGAGAGAGAGAGAGAGAGAGAGAGAGAGAGAGAGAGAGAGAGAGAGAGAGAUGGGAAAGAUCAAACGUAGAUAAUCCUAUAGGAAACCGUAAACAUCCGUUUCGUAGGUUAUGAAACGAAAGACAUUGAUCAUUUUCCGUUUUAGUCGCUCCAUCAGAUUUCUUCAGCAUGCCCAUUUCAACUGCGCUGAGAAACAGUUCGCUGUGUACGUCGGUGAAGCCGAUAGCCGAAUGGAAAAGGAAUUUGAUAGUGUUUCCCUACCGAGCUCGUUGAAGACGGUGAAGUGUGUAGAUCCAUCCAUCAGGAGCACGUUGAAACAGAGUAGAAAUGAAUCCUUCGGUGUUUAGAGAAUGUCUUAGAACUGUGCUGUGUGUUUAGAAUCCGGAGGAACAAUAUCCACGUUCUCCAGAGUGCGCGUGUAGCGCGUCUCAAACAGAAAACGUCCUAGCGAGUCAGCGCUCAGCUGCCUAGAUAGUGACUUAGCAAGUGACCAUCUUUCGGACGGUCGAACGUGAUCUUAUUUUUAUUGUAAUCUUCUGUAAUCAGUUGUUACUCGAAGGAAUUAUUGUAUCGCUCCGAGCGUGACGCUAUCUGUGCAGUCCACCAAGGUAUUUCUUUGCGAUUUCUUUCGAUUGUGUCAAUGGAAGGUGAAUGGAUACACAGUGGGCAAACAUUGUUCGCAUAGUAUUUUUUGUACUAAAACGAAUACUUCUGAUUUAAAACUAUCAUUUUUCUUUGCCUAUCACCCAAAAUAUCGAGCACUUCAACUGUUCCUUUUCCCAUGUUCACAUUCAGUGUGUAAGUCCCCAAACCUGGGCGUGUCUCCGCUAAUCCAUUUAUUGCGUAAUCAAUAGUUGAAGCAAACAUUCAGAGACACCCAAACAACACCAACGAUGGUCGUAUUGCGAUCGUCGCACUUAAUAAUGACUAGCGAGAGAAUUUGAUAAAGUCGCUAUGACUUUGUGACGCCACGAAACCCGCCAAUGCCACGGGCUGGAAACGGUUCCACAACCCCUCCACACAGGGCCUACACAGGAAAACGAGUGCGAAAUUGUUUAGAAACACGUUAGAUAUGUUGAUGUUGGUAGAUAAAGCUGAACAGAACAAAAGAAGGUACAGACGGAACGACGACGGAAGACGGCAGAGAAACGGACAAGAUUUUGCCACUAUUUAUGACAGUAGAUUAGAACAUUCCAUCACAAUUGUACUUUACUUUGAUCCGUUGAAUAUACACAAAUAUAUAUUUGUACUUUAUACAUAUUAUGGG
Molecule: messenger RNA, 6224 nt
Organism: Anopheles bellator
Lineage: Eukaryota; Metazoa; Arthropoda; Insecta; Diptera; Culicidae
Gene: Patj
Product: patj homolog
Exons: 3
Coding region: 153-3038 (961 amino acids)
Molecular function (GO): protein binding
Source: RefSeq, a predicted model, not a curated record